This is a messenger RNA of Onthophagus taurus, 771 nucleotides long. RefSeq names its product protein arginine N-methyltransferase 7-like. The record is from RefSeq and is a predicted model, not a curated record. Gene Ontology annotation, biological process: chromatin remodeling; peptidyl-arginine methylation, to asymmetrical-dimethyl arginine. NCBI's taxonomy places the organism in Eukaryota, Metazoa, Arthropoda, Insecta, Coleoptera, Scarabaeidae. Gene Ontology annotation, molecular function: histone methyltransferase activity; protein-arginine N-methyltransferase activity.
AUGAGUAUUUUUACGCAACGCCUCAACCCCAUUACGGGCCAAAUGGCCUGGGAAAUACAAAGUGAGAAUUACAAUUUUCAUCAAGAAGUCGCGAGAGCUGCUUAUGCUGAUAUGUUACACGAUUAUGAGCGAAACGAAAAGUAUGAAGCAGCUUUGAAAGUGGCGAUUGAUCGAAUGCAUUCGCAAGGAAAGAAAGCGAACGUUUUAGAUAUAGGAACGGGAACAGGUUUGUUAUCUAUGAUGGCUGUAAGACAUGGAGCCGAUAGUGUUGUUGCUUGUGAAGCUUUUAACCCAAUGGGGGAGUGUGCUAAGAAGGUAAUUGAUGAGAAUGGGUUCAGUGGCAAAAUAAAAGUUAUUCCAAAACGAUCCACCGAUAUUAAAAUUGGGGUUGAUAUGGAUUUUAAGGCGAAUAUUUUGGUUACUGAAGUAUUUGAUACUGAAUUAAUAGGAGAGGGUGCUUUUGGUACAUUCAAAAAUGCUCACAAUGAUUUAUUAGAAAAAGAUUGUAUUGUUAUUCCUCAUAAUGCUACAAUGUAUGUUCAAGUUGUUGAAAGUCCUUUUAUUAAUAAUUGGAACCGAUUAAAAGAUGUUUAUGAUGAGGAAGGUGUUUUAUUGUUAACUGUACCUGAGACUGUUAAGAAUUGUAAAGGUACAGCUGCUGUACAUGAUUUACAAUUAAAUAACAUCGAUAAGAAUUAUUUUAAUACCAUAAUAUCACCAAAACCUAUCUCUAAAAGUUGUUUUUCCGAAAUAUUUGUAUGGCAUUAUUGA